UUUAUCUGUCCAAUGUAAUUUAGAUUCUGAAUGUAGUUUUGUAAAUAUUAAGUCUUAUACUGAUGAUUUUUUUCAGAAUAGUUAACGAUUUUCUGUUUAUUUUCCCGCCGUUUAAUGUUUUUGUCAGAAUCUCUUUUGCAGUUAGUGAGUCGGUAGUGAGAUAUCUUAUUUUGACUUAUAAAUAUUUUCCCGAUUUAUUUAAAUUAAAAGUGAAUGUAAUACUGAAUAGUUUCAAUAUUGUUAAAAAUAUUAAACUUUAUUCGUAGUUGAUAUAUUAAAAUUGAUAGGUUAGAUUGGUAAGAAAUUAAUUACAUACAUAUACAUCUUGAUAAUAGUAUUUUCAUGUAUUUGUUUUUUGCUUUGCGCGCGAAAAAAACAAUUUGUUUAUGUUUUAUUGUCAUCAGUUAAGAAAUAUAUAUACAAAAAUGUAAUAAAAGUACGUAUUAAGUAAUAUUAAAAUUACAUAGAAGUAAAAUUACAUAGAAGCAAUAAAAAAAUAAUGAAAAUAAUAAGACAACUUUAUCUUGUUUAUAGGGCACUUGUUAAAAUGAAACUUCAUUGCAAUGUAGAAGUGAAUAACAGAUUAUUUGCAACAAAUGUAAUAAGAAGGAGAUCACAACGUUCUAUUUUAGUAAUUGGAAGACAAACAGUAAAAAAUACAGAGAUAUAUAUUCUUUGGCAAACAUUACAAAAUAAACAGGGUACUAAAUAUAAGGUUAAUAAUAAUAUAGAUAAACUAUAUACAACAUUUAUUGAUGAAGGAAAAGCUACAAUUCGCUUUAUAGAACCACCUCAUGAUUUAAUUAUUCAAUCUGAUAAAAUUCAACUUAAAAGUUUUAUUCAUAUCUUAAAACUCAUACUAACUAAAAACAUUAAUCCAUCAGUUCUUGCUGUUUCAAAUUUAAACCCAAAAUGUAUGUCUUCUUUACCAAAGAUUAAAGUGGUGGUUAAUAAAUCUUCUGAGUAUCCAACUUUAGAAGGUUUUCCAAGGACAACUGAAGAAUUAUAUUUAGUAGGAUUAAAUAGAAAAUCAUUUGACAGACAAAUUUUAAAACUUCAGAGCUUAAAAGUUUUGAAUUUGUCUAACAAUCAGAUUUCAUCUUUACCAAAGGAAUUAGGCACAUUACAGCAUCUACAAGAACUUAUUUUAUCACAAAAUCGACUUGAUAAAAUUUUAAAAUGGACAUGGUUAGAUCAAGUUGCUAUAAGAUCAAACCUAAAACUAUUGGACAUAAGUAAUAACUUGUUACGAAGAUUACCAGAACAAAUUGGAAAGCUUGACAGUCUUGUUAGUUUGACAGUUAGUCAAAAUGUGUUAUCUUACUUACCGCAAAGUCUUGGAAAGUUAUUUAAUUUGAAAUAUUUAGAUUUAUCAAAAAAUAAUUUGCAUUAUUUACCUGGAAGUAUGAAGAAUUUACAUCUCAUUUCACUAGAUGUAUCAAAUAAUGAGUUUUCUUUUGUAGAUUCACAUUCUAUGUGUAAAAUAGAUGUUCCGAAUUUAACUGAAUGUGCAGCCAGAUCAUUUCUGAAAAUAAGGUGCUCAUAUGAUGCAAGCAUAAUUCCAUUUACGUUAGUAAAAUAUUUAGAUGAAGCAAAGUAUUGCAUCUGUGGCAAUGCAUGUUUUCAUUGUUAUAUAAGAGAAUUUGUAAGAUUUCCUUUAAGUAUAAUAGCAAAUACUAUAAAGUCAACAGAAACUACUCUUCUACCAUUUGAUUGUUACUUCUGUUCAAUAAAAUGUGUAUCUUAUGCAAAGCUACAAUACUAAAAUAAUUUACUUGUAAUAAAAUAUUUAUAUUAUUUUGUAUCACAAUGUGUAAAAAUAUUUAAAAAAGUAUUAUUAAAUAAAACACUAUAGGGAAAAGUAAAAUUAAA
Heterotrigona itama is the source of this 1872-nucleotide messenger RNA. NCBI's taxonomy places the organism in Eukaryota, Metazoa, Arthropoda, Insecta, Hymenoptera, Apidae. The record is from the annotation of a GenBank genome assembly.